This is a messenger RNA of Nerophis ophidion (straightnose pipefish), 8529 nucleotides long. RefSeq names its product catenin (cadherin-associated protein), delta 2b (gene ctnnd2b). NCBI's taxonomy places the organism in Eukaryota, Metazoa, Chordata, Actinopteri, Syngnathiformes, Syngnathidae. The transcript has 25 exons. The record is from RefSeq and is a predicted model, not a curated record. Gene Ontology annotation, cellular component: plasma membrane; adherens junction; postsynaptic density. Gene Ontology annotation, biological process: cell-cell adhesion; dendritic spine morphogenesis; cell-cell junction assembly. Gene Ontology annotation, molecular function: cadherin binding. Bases 430 to 4086 code for a protein of 1218 amino acids.
GGUUCCUCCCGCCGCCACCGGGGGUCGCUGUUACCAUGGAUACCCAGCAGCUGUCCGUCAGUCUGUCUGGCAAGGACGCAGGGAUGUUGUUGUGUGCGCGCACACACACACACACACACACAUGCAGGCGCGGAAAUAGAGAGAGAGAGAUAGCGAGAUCAACUCCUGCUUUCUCUCAUGUGCGCAGUGCUCCUCCGGCCCGGGCCGCUCCCUCUCCUCCUCCUCCUCCUCCAUCACCUCCACCCUCUCCUCCUCCUCCAUCACAGCUGUCGGAUGCUGCCAGCGUCCAUCCUCCACCUCUGAGGGCGGAGUGGCCGACCGCAGCCCGCUUCGCAUGCGCGGCGUUUUGGAUCCCCACGCCGGAACGGAGGAGAGCGGCGAGGCGGGAAGAGACUCUCCAUCCCCCGCCGGACUUCAUUCCACAGAGUGAUGCCAGUGCCUGAGGCGGUGUCCGACACAGCCAGCGCCGCCACCAUGCUGAGUCCCGUCUUCAACGCAUCCAACGGGGACGGCUCAGAGUCGGAGACCACCUCCGCCAUCCUGGCCUCCGUCAAGGAACAGGAGCUGCAGUUCGAGCGUCUGACCCGGGAGCUGGAGGCCGAGCGGCAGAUUGUUGCCAGUCAGCUGGAGAGAUGCAAGCUGGGCUCUGACACCGGCAGCAUGACCAGCAUCAGUUCGGCAGAGGAGAAAUUCCGCUGGAGCAACCAAGAUGGACAGAAGGACAUCGAGGACGAGCUGACAACAGGCCUGGAGUUGGUGGACUCCUGUAUCAGAUCACUGCAGGAGUCUGGCAUCCUGGACUCACAGGACACCACCACAGGAGAUCGACAAGGACUUCUUUCUCACAGCGCUCUGCAGCUCAACAACCAGGAUGCCUACGCGGCUGCCGGUUACCACAGCAACCAAGCGCUGGCGCUGGGAGAAGUCGUGGCGGGUCGCGGCGGCCAUAUGGGCGGGGCCGUCCACAGCUACAACCAGGUGACGUCCAGUCGGGCAGCCGCCCAGCUGGACUCGCCCUCGCAGAGAGACUCGUACGCCCAGCAAGCCCACGGGAGCGCCUUCCACAUGCCCAGUGAGGGUGGCGCUGCCCCUGUUGGACCAUCCAUGUACUACUCCUGUGCCACCCUGCCGGCUCAGCGUGUCAGCUCCCCUCUGCAGGCGCUGGGCUCGCCCACCAAGCUGCAGCGUCUAGGCUCCGCCUCCUCCGACAUGCCCAGCUACGCCACGCUGCAGCGCGUGUCCUCGCCCAAGCAGUCCCCCAGUCGCCUGGCCAAGUCCUACAGCACCUCGUCGCCCAUCAACAUGGUCGCCGGCGGCCCCGCCUCCCCGUUGUCGGCGGGAGGCAACCUCACCUCCUCCCCCAUCCACCAGCUGAGCUCGGUGGUGGGCAGCUACGCCACCCUGUCGCCCAGCAAGCGCAUGCUGCACCACAUCGGGGGGGAGACCUACAAGAUAUCCCACCAGCUCUACGCCAACGCCACACUCAAGCGGCCCGGGAGCCUGGCAGGCUCCAGGGGCUCGUACAGCAGCCAGCACAGUCACCUUGGCUCGGAGCUGCGACCUCUGCAGUCCCCUGAGCACCACAUCGACCCCAUCUACGAGGACCGGGUCUACACCAAGCCCAACCUGCGGGGUCAAGUGGUCAACCAGUUGUACCAAGAGGUCCUCAACUAUCUGCUCUGUCCCUACGCUCUAGCCCCGCCCUCCCCCGGUGUCGACCCCAUCCCCUUGCAGCGAACGGGAAGCCAGAGCGCCGCCUCCACCUUCCAGAGAGGCGGCUUCGCCACGGCCGGCGGGCCCGACUACAGCAACCCGUACCGCACCUUGCAGUUCUGCCCGUCCACGGAGUCGCCUUACAGCAAGUCGGGCCCGGCCCUCCCUCCCGAGGCGGCCCUGGGGAGGUCCCCGUCCGUGGACAGCAUCCAGAAGGACCCGAGGUACGACCCCGAAUUCCUUGUGUGGAAUCAAAAUCACGCCGAGCAAAGAAUGACAAAGGAGUUUGGUUGGCGAGACCCAGAGCUGCCGGAGGUGAUCCAGAUGUUGCAGCAUCAGUUCCCCUCGGUGCAGUCCAACGCCGCCGCCUACCUCCAGCACCUCUGCUUCGGAGACAACAAGAUCAAGUCCGAGAUUCGGCAACAGGGAGGCAUCCAGCUUCUGGUGGACCUGCUGGACCACCGCAUGACCGACGUGCACCGCAGUGCCUGUGGAGCUUUGCGGAACCUGGUUUACGGGAAGGCCAACGACGACAACAAGAUCGCGCUGAAGAACUGCGGGGGGAUACCGGCUUUGGUCCGACUACUCCGGAAGACCACGGAUGUGGAGAUCCGCGAACUCCUAACAGGUGUUCUAUGGAACCUCUCAUCGUGCGACGGCCUGAAGAUGCCAAUCAUCCAGGAUGCCCUGGCGGUUCUGACUAAUGCCGUGAUCAUCCCCCACUCGGGCUGGGACACUUCGCCCCACACGCAAGAGGACCGAAAAUUACAUCUGCACUCCUCCCAGGUCCUCCGCAAUUCCACCGGCUGCCUCCGCAAUGUGAGUUCUGCAGGGGAGGAGGCCCGCAGGAGAAUGCGAGAGUGUGAGGGUCUGACGGACGCUUUUCUCUACGUCAUCCAGACCGCCCUGGGAAGCAGUGAGAUUGACAGCAAGACGGUGGAGAACUGCGUGUGCAUCCUGAGGAACUUGUCCUACCGCCUGGCCGCAGAGACCUCCCACAACCAGCAGGGCGGGUCCGAGGAGCUGGACGGGCUGUUGUGCGACACGGGCGGGAAGGACGCGGAGAGUUCCGGGUGCUGGGGCAAGAAGAAGAAGAAGAAGAAGGGACAUGACCAGUGGGAUGGCGUGGGCCCCUUUCCAGACUUGGCAGAGUCCCCAAAAGGCAUCCAGAUGCUGUGGCAUCCCAGUAUUGUCAAGCCCUACCUCACCCUGCUGUCUGAGUGCUCCAACCCGGACACCCUGGAGGGAGCAGCUGGAGCUCUGCAGAACCUGGCUGCCGGCAGCUGGAAGUGGUCGGUCUACAUCCGGGCUGCAGUGCGCAAGGAGAAGGGCCUGCCAAUCCUGGUGGAGUUGCUGAGGAUAGACAACGACCGGGUGGUCUGUGCCAUUGCCACCGCCUUGAGAAACAUGGCUCUGGACAUCAGGAACAAGGAACUCAUCGGUAAGUACGCCAUGAGGGACCUGGUGCACCGUUUGCCCGGUGGCAGCGCAAACAACAGCGGCGGCGGAGGAAACGGCGGCGUGGCCAACAGCUGCGCUCUUGUGGGCAAGACGAUGUCCGACGACACGAUCACGGCCAUCUGCUGCGCUCUGCAUGAGGUCAUCACCAAAAACAUGGAGAACACCAAGGCCCUGAGGGACGCCGGGGGCAUCGAGAAGCUCAUUGGCGUCGCCCGCACCAAAGGAGACAAGAUCCCCAGGCAUAGUCCCAAAGUGGUGAAAGCGGCGUCCCAGGUUCUCAACAGCAUGUGGCAGUACCGAGACCUCCGCAGCCUCUACAAAAAGGAUGGCUACACCCAGUACCAUUUCAUCGGCUCUUCGUCCACCAUCGAGAGGGACCGACAGCGGCCGUAUUCUUCUUCUCGCACGCCCUCCAUCUCGCCGGUGCGCGCCUCGCCAAACAACCGAUCGGCAAGUGCACCGGCCUCACCCCGGGACAUGUUGGUGUUGAAGGAGAGGAAGGCGGACUACGAGCUGAGCGCCAACGCCACUUACCGCGGCAACAAGGGUGAACACACAUCCCGCAAGGACGCCAGCUUGGGCGGUGGAUCUUCGACCCUGCACAGAGGAGCGUACGUGUCACCCACCGACGACCUGAAGUAUAAUCAGGUCUCCUCCCAAGGAUUGCCUUCAGAGCCCUACCCGCCUUUCCAGAACCCUCCCCCGCCCGACAGCGGCAACUACGAGGACCAGGCCUUCUUCGAGAACCAGGUCCACGCGGGGGGCCGCCCCCCCCAGGCCGACCUCAACAUGCACUUGCAGGGCCUGAAAUCCACAGGCAACUACGUGGACUUCUACUCGGCCGCACGGCCCUACAGCGAGCUCAACUACGAGACCAGCCACUACCCGGCCUCCCCGGACUCCUGGGUUUAAGCCGCGGGAGGAAAAAGAAACCUAGUUGGAAGUAGGAAAAGGUACCUUUUUUUUGUUUUUUUUUCAUGACGUCUAGUUCCCACGUAGCAUCAUAGGUAGCAAGACACGGGGAGAGUCCCAGGACGGGACUGUGGACUCCUUGGAAGGAGCAGAGGGAGGGCGAGUCCAGCCAGGCCUUGCAUGUGCAUGCACUCCACCCGAGACCCGGGACCCGGGACACGGACCUUCUCUUCCCGGGUCUGCUCGGAGGUGAGGCGGAAAGAGAGAGAGGUGCGUGGAAAGUCUUUGCAAGGUGCGAAGAGAGAACGAAGGUGUGUACAUUCUGUCAACUUUUAGUAACGUCAAGCACAAGACGCCGUAGGACACGUAGAAAGGUCUCGUACACAAACCCGCUUUCUCUCCGUGCCGUGUCUUACGGGGGAAAAGCUCGCUUCUGGAUGUCGCCGUUUGUAACGCUAUCUUUUUUUUUUUUUUUGGUUGUUUUUUGUUUUUCUCCCACCCGGUUGUCGUCGCUUUUUUGUGUUUCUAUUUUUGGAAAAUUCUCGGUUGUAUAGUAUUUGAUGUACACUGUACAUUUACUGGCCAUGCAUUGUGUAAUUGUACAUUGAACUGUUGUCCGUGUGCAGCCUUCACACUCUGCACCACACACACACACACACACACACACUUUUGUAUUUCUGACCUUCUGGGCACCUGAGAAAAAAGCCUUCCUCUUUAGGACCGGCCUUUCUAGAUCUAUAAAGAAGUGUAUUUACAACAUGAAUAAUUCAAACCCCGUUUCCAUAUGAGUUGGGAAAUUGCGUUUGAUGUAAAUAUAAACGGAAUAAAAUGAUUUGCAAAUCCUUUUCAAGCCAUAUUCACUUGAAUAUGCUACAAAGACAACAUAUUUGAUGUUCAAACUCAUAAAUUUUAUUUAUUUUUUACCAAAUAAUCAUUAGAAUUUCAUGGCUGCAACACGUGCCAAAGUAGUUGGGAAAGGGCAUGUUCACCACUGUGUUACAUCACCUUUUCUUUUAACAACGUUUGGGAACUGAGGAAAGUAAUUGUUGAAGCUUUGAAAGUGGAAUUCUUUCCCAUUCUUGUUUUAUGUAGAGCUUCAGUCCUUCAACAGUCCGGGGUCUCCGCUGUCCUAUUUUACGCUUCACACAUUUUCCAUGGGAGACAGGUCUGGACUGCAGGCGGGCCAGGAAAGUACCCACACAAUUUUUUUUUUUACGAAGCCACACUGUGGCUUGCUGAAAUAAGCAGGGGCGUCCAUGAUAACGUUGCAUGGAUGACCACAUAUGUCGCUCCAAAACCUGUACGGACCAUUCAGCAUUAAUGGUGCCUUCACAGAUGUGUAAGUUACCCAUGCCUUGGGCACUAAUGCACCCCCAUACCAUCACACAUGCUGGCUUUUACACUUUGCGUCUAUAAUUUCCUCUUUGUUCCGGAGGACACCACGUCCUCUGUUUCCAAAUAUAAUUUGAAAUUUGGACUCGUCAGACCACGGAACACCUUUCCGCUUUGCAUCAGUCCAUGUUAGGUGAGCUCUGGCCCAGCGAAGCCGGCGGCGUUUCUGGGUGUUGUUGAUAAAUGGGUUUGGCUUUGUAUAGUAGAGCUUUGACUUGCACUUACAGAUGUAGCGACCAACUGUAGUUACUGACAGUGGUUUUAUGAAGUGUUCCUGAGCUCAUGUGGUGAUAUCCUUUACACACUGAUGUCGGUUUUUUGAUGCAGUAGCGCCUGAGGGAUCAAAGGUCCGUAAUAUAAUGGCUUACGUGCAGUGAUUUCUCCAGAUUCUCUGAACCUUUUGAUGAUUUUACGGACCGUAGAUGGUAAAAUCCCUAAAUUCCUUGCAAUAGCUCGUUGAGAAAUGUUCUAAAACUGUUCGACAAUUUUCUUACAAAGUGUUGACCCUCAACCCAUCCUUGUUUGUGAAUUACUUAGCAUUUUUUGGGAAGCUGUUUUUAUACCCAAUCAUGGCACCCACCUGUUCCCAAUUAGCCUGCACACCUGUGGGAUGUUCCCAAUAAUUCCUCAACUUUCUCAGUAUUUAUUGCCACCUUUCCCAACUUCUUUGUCAAGUGUUGCUGGCAUCAAAUUCUAAAGUCAAUGAUUAUUUGCAAAAAAAUAAAGUUUAUAUAAUAAAAUAUAUAUGUAUAAUAAAAGUCGUCAUUUUACUCAACUCGUGUCAAAAUUUUACAAGAAAAACUGAACAUUUGUGCGAUAUUAUGAUAAAAGUUGGACUUUUACUUAAUAAUAGUUGCAAUUUUACAAGAAAAGCUUUAAAAUGUGUCAACUUUAUGAAAAGAAUCGUAAUUUUACUCGACAAAAGUCACUAUUUUAUAAGAAAACUUAAAAAUUUUGCCAAAAUUAUAAUAAUAAUCGGAAUUUUACUCAACAAAUGUAAUUAUUUUACAAGAACAACAAAAAAUUGGCAAUAUUGUGAGAAUUUUAUAUGACAAAUGUCACCAUCUUGCAUUAAAUAGUAAUCAUUUUACUUAAAAGAAGUUAAAAAAAAAAGCUUGUUGUGAAAAAUGAGUUGGAAUUUGACAAUAAAAACUUAAAAUGUUGGCACUAUUAUAAUAAAAGUCGUCAUUUUACUCAACUCCUGUCAAAAUUUUACAAGAAAAACUGAACAUUUGUGCGAUGUUAUGAUAAAAGUUGGACUUUUACUUAACAGUUGCAAUUUUACAAGAAAAGCUUUAAAAUGUGUCAACUUUAUGAAAAGAAACGGAAUUUUACUCGACAAAAGUCACUAUUUUAUAAGAAAACUUAAAAAUGUUGCCAAAAUUAUAAUAAUAAUCGCAAUUUCACUUGGCAAAAUUAUGACAAAAGUCAUAAUUUUAUUCAACAAAUGUAAUUAUUUUACAAGAACAACAAAAAAUUGGCAAUAUUGUGAGAAUUUUAUAUGACAAAUGUCACCAUCUUGCAUUAAAUAGUAAUCAUUACACUUAAAAGAAGUUUAAAAAAAAAGCUUGUUGUGAAAAAUGAGUUGGAAUUUCACAAGAAAAACUUACAAAUGUUGGCACUAUUAUAAUAAAAGUCAUCAUUUUACUCAACUCCUGUCAAAAUUUUACGAGAAAAACUGAACAUUUGUGCGAUAUUAUGAUAAAAGUUGGACUUUUACUUAAUAACAGUUGCAAUUUUACAAGAAAAGCUUUAAAAUGUGUCAACUUUAUGAAAAGAAUCGUAAUUUUACUCGACAAAAGUCACUAUUUUAUAAGAAAACUUGAAAAUUUGGCCAAAAUUAUAAUAAUAAUCGGAAUUUCACUUGGCAAAAUUAUGACAAAAGUCAUCAUUUUAUUUAAAAAAUGACACUAUUUUACAAGAACAACUAAAAAAUUGGCGAUAAUGUGAGGAUUUUAUGAAAAAUGUCAACAUCUUGCAUGAAAAAGUAAUAAUUUUACAUAAAAAAGUUAAAAAAAAAUCUUGUUGUGAAAAGUUUGUGAUGAAAAAAGUCAUACUUUUACUCCAAAAAUUUCACUAUUUUACAAGAACAAAAAAAUUGGCAAUAUUGUGAUAAAAGUCUGAAUUUUAUCAGAUAAAUGUCACCAUUUUGCAUUAAAAGCAAUAAUUUUACAUUAAAAAGGUAUAAUUUGACGAGAAAAUAUUGCAAUAUUACAUAAGCAGAAAUAAUAUGAGAAAUUGUUCCCAAUUUUAUAAGAAAAAAGUCGACACAUUGUGAGAAAAAGACUGCUUUUAGUUAUUUAUUUAUAUUGAAAACAUUUUUUAACAGUUUUUUAAUUUUCAUUAUUUACUUCGUUAUUACAGUAUGUCUCUAUAUACAUAUUUAUUUUGAUUUUUGUAAUAAUUUUAGCCAAAGGGGUCACAUUCCAAUUCCUUACACUUGUUAUUUCAUAUGUUGACCAGAGGGGGAGCACUUCACAUUUUUCCACACACUUAUUAUUUCAUAUGUUAACCAGAGGGGGAGCACUUCACAUUUUUACACACACUUGUUAUUUCAUAUGUUGACCAGAGGGGGAGCACUUCACAUUUUUCCACACACUUGUUAUUUCAUAUGUUGACCUGAGGGGGAGCACUUUUAAAAGCGACAGUCAAUUUAAAAAAAAUCCCUCAUUUUAAUAGAUGUCACCACCAGGGGUGCAAAUGAGACAUUCUCAAUUUUUGUUCACCCUAUGCUCACAUUUGUCUUACGUCCGCACAGGAAGUGGUCAAUUCAGCCGUUCACCUGGCGGGGAUGAAUAGGGAAGUCCUUCUCUAGCUGCCGUCUUGUUUUAUCAUACAUUGCUGCCUUUGCACCUGUCAAAAUGUAUUUUUGUACGCACGUUACAUCAACCGGAAAAUCCCGACUUUGGAGCAAUGUUCACAGAUUUUAGUAUUUGGCUCUCUAUUAGAUGCAAUGGUUGUCCGUAUUGAGCCAAACUUGUCCGCCGGUCCUCAAAUGGAAGAUACUUUUUCUUGUUGGUGUUUCUAGAAGGGUAGAAAUACAAGAACACA